AUGCCGAACGACACUAUUGAUGCUUCGUCACAAGAUGACAUUCCCAUUGGAUCAGACAAGGAAAGAAAAAAGGCUGUUGAAACAACGGUUCACAUAUCCACUUGCCAUGCCUUGGAUGAGGACAAGCCAAAGUUCUCUCGCACGGCUAAAAUUCUCGUCCUGAUAGCGGGAUCUUUUUGUGGCCUCAACUGCAGCGUUGGCACAUCAAUCCCAUCAGGUGCCUACGAGGCUAUAUCUGAGCACUUUCGGUUGACCAACAGAAUGCAACUUGCUCUACUCAACUCGCUUAAUAUGGUUGGGUUUAUCCUGGGGCCGUUAAUUUUUGGUCCGCUGAGCGAAUUCAUCGGGCGUCGCCCAGUGAUGAUUCUGUCAUAUCUUGGCUUCUUCGUAUUUAUGUUGGCGUGUUCAGGCGCCCCUAACUACCCUGCUCUGUUGGCAUUCAGACUUCUCUCCGGCGUCAAUGCUGCAGCCCCCUUUUCCGUUGUUGGCGGGCUAUACUCGGACAUUUUGGAUGAUCCUCACAAGCGAGGACAAUCUAUCGCUGCUUUCAUGGUUCUUAAUACCUGGGGUGCUUUUGCCGCGCCUCUAAUAUCAGGCUUUGCGUCGCGUCUCUCGUGGCGGUGGCCGUUCUGGGCCGCUUCAAUCAUGGCGGCUCCCGGAAUCCCACUGGUUUUAAUGUUGCCAGAGACGUACGCACCGGUUCUCCGAAAGAAAGCUCAUCGGGGCAUUACUGAACCCUGUGACUCGGAGGAGGCGAUACUAACAGAACCAAAGCCGCUUGACGCCCGAAAAAUAUUCCUACGUCCUGCUAUCCUAAUCGCCAGCGAACCGAUUUUACUUAUGUCGUCGAUUUAUCUCGCUCUUGCAUAUUCAAUUCUCUAUCUUAUAUUCCAAGUGUAUCCCAUAAUCUUCCAAGGUAUUCAGGCACCAAUCAGCAAUUUCGGUUUUUUUUUUUGA
This is a messenger RNA of Clonostachys solani, 957 nucleotides long. The record is from the annotation of a GenBank genome assembly. Lineage: Eukaryota; Fungi; Ascomycota; Sordariomycetes; Hypocreales; Bionectriaceae.